AAGCCAACAAAAGGAAGAGGAAACCAUCCCAAUUGCGUGGUGUGCUCCUUUGGAUCUUGCAGACCUCCAUUAAACAUUCUUGCCAAGCUCCAACAAUGGCUGCCGCGAGAUCUGCCCCCUUUCCUCUCGCAUUGAUCUGCCUCCACUGCUUGUUCGCGCUUUGCAUCCACGUACCUUCCGCUUCCUCGCUUGAAUUCAGCUUCAACUUUUCCAAGACCGGAGACCCCUGCGGCGGCGAGCUCGUGUGCACGGGCGAAGCGUACUUCGCCAGCUCCAUGAUUGAGCUGACAAGAAACGACAAGAACAACAACGACGGAGAAGGCCGGGUGUGGCACACGACACCGGUGCCGCUCUGGAACUCCGUCACCGGCGAGGUAGCAAGCUUCACCACGGCAUUCUCCUUUAUGGUCACGGCGGACCCAGGCUGCAAGAUCUGGGGCGAUGGUAUUGCCUUCUUCCUCGCUCAUUACUCGUCCGACAGCAUCCUGGAAAAAAAUACAAGCGGCGGGCUCCUCGGCCUUUUCAACGACAGCAACAACUUCAACGUGACGGGUGAUAAUCAGGUCGUCUCUAUCGAGUUCGACACAUUCCAUAACGAGGAAUGGGACACAAGCAGCCAGCACGUCGGCAUCCACGUCAACUCAGUCAAGUCGACGGCGUUGGCGUCCAUGGACACGAGCUUGCCGGGAAUCAAGAGCCUCACAUCCGAUUCCGCAAUGACCGCCGUGGUGCAUUACGACAAUGGGGCGAAGUCGUUAACUGUCGAUCUUCAAGCCAACGGCGACACUAAUUGGUACCACAUCAACGCGACUGUUGACCUGAGGACAAGCUUGCCAGAGGAGGUGGCCGUCGGUUUCUCUGCAGCGACGGGCAUGGCGGGCGAGCUGCACCGGAUACUGUCAUGGUCGUUCAAUUCGACGCUUGAAAAGACAGCGGCUUCGAUAGCCGCACUACCUGCACCAGCAUUUCAACCACCUCCCGCUGUGGCUCCAUCCGAUCUGAUUCCACCCGUCAAAUCGGAGCCCUCCACGAACAUACUAUUCGAGGUACUAGUUCCUAUACUUGCUGUGUCGGUUGCUGCAAUUCCGGGUCUUCUUCUAUGGCUGCGGCACAAGCGCAGAAGAAACGUCCAACCAAACCAAGCAACCAACAAUGGCAUUGAGCCCAACGAGGAACACGACGAGGCUGACUUCGAGAGAGGGGUGGCCAGGCCGAGGCGGUACCACUACCGCGAGCUUGCCACCGCUACUGGUGACUUCGCGGACAAAAAUAUGCUCGGGCGAGGAGGUUUCGGCAGCGUGUACCAAGGCCGCCUCCAGAGCGAUGUCAACUAUGGCCAACAGGUGGCCAUCAAGAAGUUUUCAGCAGAGUCGUCUCAGGGCAGGAGGGAGUUCGAGGCCGAGGUCAGGAUCAUAAGCCGGCUGAGGCAUCGCAACCUUGUGCAGCUGUUAGGCUGGUGUGAUAGCCCCAAAGGGCUCUUGCUUGUCUACGAACUUGUUCCAGAAGGGAGCCUAGAUAAACACAUCCAUGACAACAAGAGGUUGUUAACUUGGUCCGAGAGGUACAAGAUCAUACUGGGAUUAGGGUCAGCGUUGCGUUACCUGCACCAAGAAUGGGAGCAAUGUGUCGUGCACGGUGACAUCAAGCCGAGCAACAUAAUGCUCGACUCGUCUUACAACGCCAAGCUGGGAGACUUCGGGCUCGCCCGGCUCGUAGACCACGGGACUGGCCUUCGGACGACGAUGCACGUUCUAGGAACCGCCGGGUACAUCGACCCUGAGUUCGUCAACACACGCCGGCCGAGUACCGAAUCGGACGUCUACAGCUUCGGCAUCGUCCUGCUCGAGAUAGUCUCCGGCCGGCCGCCGGUGUUCCUGCCAGAAGGCGAGGCACCCUUCCUACUGCUGAAGUGGGUGCGGAGCCUGUACAGCCAGGGUGCGACCCUCGACGCGGUGGACCCGCGGCUGCGGGGUGACGAGGACGACGAGCGGCAGAUGGAGCGAGCACUGGUCGUGGGGCUCUGGUGCGCGCGCCACGACCCGGCCGAGCGGCCCUCCAUCGCGCAGGCCAUGCUCGUCCUGCAGUCGGAGGACACGAGGCUGCCCGCGAUCUCGCCGCAGAUGUCCAAACUAGCGGCGAUGCCCAGCGUUCUCUCCGUGCCCGAGCGCCGUGUCUCCGGCAGCUCUUUCUCCAGCGGCGUCCGCUCUUCAACGACUACCAGCACGACGACGCGUUCUUCGGAAUCGUUUGCAACUGAUCGGACCUAUCCCAGGCCCGUUCCAUGGUAAUUGUGGUGAGAUUUCAAAAUAUAAUACUAAAAUUCACGCGUCUUUCAGAAUUUAACACUUAUAUCAUAAUGGUAUGUGAGGUUCACUCUGGGUAAGUGACAUGUGUGGUAAAAUGUUAAAUUCUGAAAACCCCAUGAAUUUAGUGUUAUAUUUUAAAAUUUUCCAGUAACAUACCUGUGUGAUACCCUGCAUUCUAGUGAACCGGUGAUUUAUUUGUGUGUUGUCUGCGUAUUUCCGUUGAAUUAUCAUUCCAUGUUUGCCAUUUAGGUGUUAGUUUUACAAUCAUGUAUUUAAACCAUUAAAUUUAUUUACAAGUCUGUCCAAGUGAUUUUAACUCUCCAAUUUGAGUAUUGAGUUCUGCGUGAGUUGUAAAACAAAAGUUUGUUCUUAUAGUAUUGCUUUCAAAGUCAAUAAA
Phragmites australis (common reed) is the source of this 2703-nucleotide messenger RNA. Its product is annotated as L-type lectin-domain containing receptor kinase IX.1-like. NCBI's taxonomy places the organism in Eukaryota, Viridiplantae, Streptophyta, Magnoliopsida, Poales, Poaceae. The transcript has 3 exons. Bases 96 to 2288 code for a protein of 730 amino acids. The record is from RefSeq and is a predicted model, not a curated record. Gene Ontology annotation, molecular function: protein kinase activity; carbohydrate binding; ATP binding. Gene Ontology annotation, biological process: protein phosphorylation. Gene Ontology annotation, cellular component: plasma membrane.